AUGGGUCCUGAGGCUCUAACAGCGGUGCUGGCCGACGGCGCGCCCGUCCAGAGUGCCGCCGCAACCGUUCUCGCCGCCGGCGCUUCCCCUCGUGCGGCUGCAGCCGCGGUGCUGCCACUUCUGCUUGCGCAGCUGGCGGGGCUCAUUGCAACGGACGGCGGCCACGCGGCGGCUGAAGCGGAGGCGGCAGCAGCAGCCAAGCACAACAAAGACGGGUCCGGAUACGGCAGCGGCGACGGCGGUGACAACAGGGUGGCUGAGGGCCGCAAGUGGCGCCGGCUGGUGCAAACGCACAUGAAGGGCGGCUGGGCUGCGGCCGGCGGCGGCGGCAGCGGCGGCGCGGGGCUGCUGCUGCGCGCCCUGGGGGUCGCGGUUGUGGGCGGUGCUGGGGUGGUGGCGGGCGCGCUGGCGGUGUGGACCCUGGAGCCGGCAGCGAGCUUCGGCCUGGGGGGCUAUGAAUGGCCGGAGGCGGCGGUGUUUGUGAACGGGGCGUGGUGA
Monoraphidium neglectum is the source of this 498-nucleotide messenger RNA. RefSeq lists its product as hypothetical. The coding region runs from base 1 to 498 and encodes 165 amino acids. The record is from RefSeq and is a predicted model, not a curated record. The transcript has a single exon. NCBI's taxonomy places the organism in Eukaryota, Viridiplantae, Chlorophyta, Chlorophyceae, Sphaeropleales, Selenastraceae.